Messenger RNA from Physcomitrium patens, 1377 nucleotides. The record is from RefSeq and is a predicted model, not a curated record. Lineage: Eukaryota; Viridiplantae; Streptophyta; Bryopsida; Funariales; Funariaceae.
UAAGGUUUUGCCUUCGACGAGGACUAGGAUCUCAUUUUGCGGCUCUUAGCAGUCCGUGAAUUGCAUCAGCAGAAUCUAACUCUCACGUGCCAUCAAUCGAGGCUGUUGGCAUCUGGUUAUUGUGUUUAACUGGCCGAGAAUCUAGCUCGAAUUUUACAAUCACCACGAGAAAUCUAUGGAUUUCGACGUAGCUUUUUUGGUUGAGGUGGUCUCGUUUCGUGGAGUUGUUGUGUUGGCAAGGUUUCGGAUUGAGUCUUGUGAUUGCAUGGUGCGCGCUCGGGUUUAGGCUGAGCGUCAUUGCAGCCUUGGUCGUGAGUGAUUGUGCGUUGUGGUUUGGGAAUACGUCUACCACGAUGCAGCUCAGUAUGGCGCGUCCGGUCCCUGGGUGCAGCUUCCAAUUCUCGUCGGGUCGUCUGCGAUGCUGUUGCUCCUGUGAUGUGUCGUUGUCUCGAUUCGUGCCUGUUCGAAGACAAGUUGCAACUCCUUCACAAUUGAAGAGCUCGCGAGGUGCAAUUAUUUUGGCUUCUACCCCAUUGCCUCAAUCGCCAAGGCCCUUAUGGCCAAUACGAAUACCUCGACCACUUGUAUACAGCACUAAUCUUGCCGACGUUGAUCCGGUUCAGCUUAGUGAACUUUGGGAAAAAACGCUGAUGGUUACUAGAGAACCUUCGAAAAUCAUGAAAGCACUUCGGCACAGCUUCAUGUUUGUGAUUGUGCUGGCAGAACAGGAGAAAGAUGACCUAGGAUUGAGAUCUACUCCGAAAGUCGUUGGGAUUGGGCGCGCAGUAUCUGAUGGUUCAUUCAUUAGAUCUGGUUGUACCCACAUAAUUUUCUGUUCUUUGUUUCAGGCUACAAUUUGUGACGUAGCCGUUGAUCCGGAGUAUCAGAAGCAAGGUAUUGGACGACGGAUCGUCAAACGACUUGUGCAGGAGAUUAAGAAGAAGGGUGGUCCGUCAGGGUUUGCUGUGUUCCCACCACCAAUUGCAAGACAAUUCUUCUGGCUAAUUGGCUUCAGGUCUGAUCGAAAGUAUCGUCUCAUGGGAUAUCGAGGCAAAGAGGAGAAGUCAGCCGACAUUACUGAUGCGGACAAUGGUGCUCAGGUCUUGGGGACUGAAGAAGUAGGAGAGACUGAAGAAGCCAAAGAGCCUGAAGUAUCAUGACACUCGUUUUCUUUGGCACAAGGCCGUGUCUUUUUUAGCUUUCUCUUCCGGCAAUCGAUUCUAAUGUACUUUCGUUUACCUGGUGUGGGCUAGGGAUAGUUUUACCUUUUAGCAUCCAAGACACCUCUCUUUCCUUCAUUAUUGCUACAAUUACAAGAGUAAAUGGUGUAAAAACUGGCCUCUUUCAAUUCCUAUCUAUCGCUGCUCAGUUAUUUUU